Penicillium alfredii is the source of this 858-nucleotide messenger RNA. Its product is annotated as class II fructose-bisphosphate aldolase. Lineage: Eukaryota; Fungi; Ascomycota; Eurotiomycetes; Eurotiales; Aspergillaceae. The transcript has 2 exons. The coding region runs from base 1 to 858 and encodes 285 amino acids. The record is from RefSeq and is a predicted model, not a curated record. Gene Ontology annotation, biological process: carbohydrate metabolic process. Gene Ontology annotation, molecular function: aldehyde-lyase activity; zinc ion binding.
AUGUCCUGGAAAGACUCCAACAGCCACAGACGCAUUCUCCGCGACGCCGAAACCGGCCGCUACGGCGUCAUUGCCGCCAUCGCUUACAACAUCGAACAAGUGCUGGGCCUAGUUCGAGCAGCAGAGACAGCUCGCUCCCCACUCAUCAUCCAAUUCUUUCCCUGGGCCAUCGAAGCCACCGAUGGCUUGUUGGUGCGGACUGCUGCGGACGCUGCCAAACGCGCAAGCGUGCCCAUCAGCAUCCACCUCGACCACGCGCAGUCAGAAGCGAUCAUCAAGCGAGCAGCAGAGCUGCCAUUUGACAGUAUCAUGGUCGACAUGUCACACUAUGAGAAAGAAGUCAACUUGAAGAAGACCCGGGAGCUUGUCAAAUAUUGCAACGAGCGCCACAAGGCUACCGAGGCCGAGCCGGGUCGUAUUGAAGGAGGCGAAGAUGGGGUGAUGGAUACUGCCGGACUGGAGGCAUGCAUGACGACGGCCGAGGAAGUGGAUGAGUUUGUCGACACCGGUGUUGACGUGCUGGCCCCUGCUUUUGGCAAUGUCCACGGAGAAUAUGGCGCGCGCGGCCCACAGCUGGAUUUCGAAAGGUUUGAAAAGGUUCGUGUCCAGGCAAAUGGCAGAAUUCAUCUGGUCUUGCACGGCACCAAUGGGUUUGCGCCAGAGAUGAUGAAACGCUGCGUGGCUGCUGGGGUCACCAAGAUCAAUGUGAACCGGUUGGUGUUAGAUGAUUAUUACGAGCACCUUCGGGCAAACGUCGACAAAAUGCCGCAUACCCAGCUGAUCGAGGAAGGUAUUCAGAAGGUGGCAGGUCUAACCAUCAGGUGGAUGGAGAUCUGUGGGUCUGCAGGCAAGGCAUGA